UGGCACGGGAAAUACGCCAGCAGAUAGAUAGCAGAUGUACCGACAGAGCGAACGGCCUCCUUGGCAAAAACCACGAUGAUGAUGAUGGAGGAGACAGCAGAAGUAGGCGCAGCCAACGGAGGAAGAGCAGCUCGAGCAGAAGCAGGAGGAGGCCGGAGCGCAACAGCAGCAAGAAAUAACAACAGCCGAAAUUUACAAGAACAAGCGGCGGCGGGCGGGGGAAGCGGCGGCGGAACCAACGGUGAUGGAGAGGACGAGCUUGGGGCGGGGAGAGCCUCUUACGGAGACGACCUCGACACGCUCGACAGGCGCAGGACGGAGGAGCUCAGGCUCAUUGGAGAAUUUGAUUCGGCGAACAUCAACCCUCGUCGCGAGUGCUGGUUCAUCGUGGACACCAAGUGGUUGCAGACCUGGGCGAAGUUCGUCCGCGGAGAGGGGCCUCCGCCUGGGCGCAUCAGCAACAAAGGCUUGGUGAAGGACGACCUCAAGACGCCGGUGGACGGGCUGGUGUCGAGGGUGGACUACCGCGGCGUCAACCCCGCCGUCUGGUUCCUCUAUCUUGAGAUGUACGGGAAGGACAGCGCUCAGGACCUGUGCAGGUACGUGAUCGAUCUGUAUGAGGCAGAGGUGCCCCUCAAGUAUCGACGAGAGAUAUGCGAGGAGCCCAUGCGACGAGCACAGGUCGAGGUGCAGAAGAUGCGGUGGAGGGUCGAGCCCGAAGAAGCGCGUCCGCCUGACAAGCCUCAGCUCUGCUGCUGUAUCACCGAGAGGGUGAUCGACUGCGUGUUCAUGUCGCUCUUUACCUGCUGCUCAAAGUGGCGCCGACGCUGUCCGUGGUGGCUCUGCUGCUGCUGCAACGCCAUCUGCCCCGGCCGCACGAGCGCCGCCGGCGGGCGGUACAGUCGCGUCACGACCGGUGAAGACGGAGAGGAGGACCAAGACAGUGAUCUAGACGACGACGACGACGAUGACGACGACGUUGAUUUUGGCGCGAGAGAAGAGGAAGAAUACUUGUACCGGCUCAGGAGAGGCAGGGGCAGGGCAGGGGCGCCGAAAAGCAGCGGCUAAGCUUCCUAUUCGCCGGGACCCCGCGGUGUCGGAUCGGUCGAGAGUGCGAAGAUGGAACUGGGCCCGUGCGGGACCGGAACAACUUAUUCUACAGCUCCAGGAUGGUGUGGGAGACUUGCGGUCCUUUUUUGGUGAAUAAAGUAAACGGUGCAUGUUGAAGGAUUGCGAGGAUCGCUGAUGCUGUACUAGAGUGAACUGUGGUGAUGGAUAGCCUGAGAAAUGACGUUGCAUGUUUGAGAUUGUCCACUAAGGAUAUCGGCAGUUUAGGUCAUUAUCUUCAUGGAUGGGAAGGUGUUGCAGGUGUCUUGUGGGGAACAAAUAGGCCGUAUCAUUGCCGUAUUCGCUAAUUUGCACGUGGGCCCGGUGUGAAAGCUGUGCAUUUGUGUGAUGCUGCGAACAUGCGAAAUUUCGAAAUUUUAGGACUC
Ectocarpus siliculosus is the source of this 1493-nucleotide messenger RNA. The record is from the annotation of a GenBank genome assembly. Lineage: Eukaryota; Phaeophyceae; Ectocarpales; Ectocarpaceae.